AUGAAAAUAUCCUAGGACAAAAAGUCUGUAACCUUAUUAGAUGGUAGAAUUAUCGACUAGAAAUCAGUAUAAGAUGGAGAUAUUUAUAUGAGGAAUUUUUUUGGUCAAUUUAGCGAUGCGACAAAUGGUGCUAGUGAAUUCGAAUUAUUGAAGUUAGUUAAGUAUCAAGAUUGUAAAUUCGAAGAAGGUAUUCUCGGGAGAGUCAUUUUUGAGAUUACAAUAACAAAGGAUAUGAAAGAUUCAAAUAACUUUCUAUUGAGAGAGUUACUUUCAGAGUUCUUAGAUUUUAUGCCAUUGAGAGCUACUGAUUGUUUUGAUAAGCUUAGGCCAAUGAAUACUGUUUAUCUUAGCACCUAAUUUUUGAAUAAAGUAGCUAUUGAUGAUAAGUUGAUAUUCUAAGGUGAAAUAGUUAAAGUAGGAGAGAAAAUUGGAUAAGUUAAUGGGAGAAUGAUAGAUCCAGUUUCCAAAUUAUCGAUUGCAACAUGCCAAAAUAUAUUCAUGUACUAAGAUUACUCACCUAAACUGUGA
Messenger RNA from Stylonychia lemnae, 528 nucleotides. The record is from the annotation of a GenBank genome assembly. Lineage: Eukaryota; Ciliophora; Spirotrichea; Sporadotrichida; Oxytrichidae.